This is a messenger RNA of Ochlerotatus camptorhynchus, 5686 nucleotides long. It is a transcript of the gene jeb, whose product is annotated as jelly belly. Gene Ontology annotation, molecular function: protein binding; transmembrane receptor protein tyrosine kinase activator activity. Bases 1414 to 2421 code for a protein of 335 amino acids. Gene Ontology annotation, biological process: positive regulation of MAPK cascade. The transcript has 3 exons. Gene Ontology annotation, cellular component: terminal bouton. The record is from RefSeq and is a predicted model, not a curated record. Lineage: Eukaryota; Metazoa; Arthropoda; Insecta; Diptera; Culicidae.
GAGGCAGUUAGUGUGUUGUACACGGUUCCCGAGCGCGCGUCAUGGCCAAAGCGGCCUCCCAGGGUGGUCCAACUUACCCCCUUAUCAUCAUCAUCAGCAGCAACAGUAACAACAACAACUACAACAACAACAACGCCUGUAACAACAACAAUAGCAACAGCUACAAGAACGGAGCUACAGCCAGCGAGUUGUGCUGAGUUUUGGAAGAACAGGACGGUUCAAAUCAAAGCAGGCCGCGGUCCGAAUCAAAGUAGGCGCUUGAGAGUGUUCCCAAAUACCACGGUCCGUGCCGGUGAAUCAAGUGGUUCUGAAGUUCGCGACGGUCUUGGCUCGGUGGAUAUGUGAGUGAGUGCAUUAUGAGCAGGUGUGUGAUUUAAGAAAAGUGGAAAAACAACUCUGAAAUUGCCGGAAAAAGAGGUUAGCUCGGCCUGUGAUUGAUCGCCCAAACGGUGAGCAAGUGGUGCGAGAAUUCUAUCCGGGAAAAGAAGAAAAUCGUUGUUUUCAGGAUAUUUUCCUUUCGCGUACGCAAAGGUUCAGGCGAAGCGCCCCUCGGUGAGAACGAGAGAUACCCGGAGUCUAUUUUUAUACACUAACAAGUCCAGCACGGUUAGACUGGCAGAAGAACGUAUCGAAGAAAAAGAAGAAGAAUAAGAAUACCAAAGUGCGAAACAAGAAAUCAAGAUUCAAGCGUCGGAAGUGGAAGAGCCGAAAUCGAGUGAAAACUGUGCUUGGGUGAAAAGUUUUCAAUAAGGAUAAAACACAAUCGAUCCGGAUACUCACUGCUGCCGGGGACGAUCCGCCGUCUCGAAUCCUCCCCUCGCAUCCAUCCGAGACUCGAUUGUUUCUCGGUCGGUUCGGAAAGGUGGAAAAGCAGCAACACGACAGGAUAGCACAUUCCAUAAUCGAUAUCGGAAAAGGACUGUCGAGGAUUCACGCGGAUGUGCUAAAAAUAGACUUACAAAGCGAGUGAUUGCCCAAAGCGAAGAAGUGUGAGAGUGUAGAAAAACGGAACGGAAACGGACAAUCAGAAAAACACACCAAAGCAGGCCGACUGACGGCAGGUGAAAAAAAUUCGAACAAAGAAGGCGGUGAAAAAUCGAGCCUCCCCGCAGAUCGAAGUUGGCUUUGAACCUGUUGAUUAUUAACUUGUUACGUGUGCGUGAGUGCGGUUUGCCAGUUUCACCGUUUGGGAGCGCACACGCAAGGUCACCCGUGUACGUGUGAUUGCCUGUCACUGCUCCUUCCUCUCUUUUUCUCCAAGUCCGCGUCUUUCAUUCACUCACUCUCUGUCCCGCGCGCGCGUUUUCCCAAUCCAUCCAUCCUAGAAGUUCGCUCAAGAUAAACCCCCCCUCGAGAAACUGAGAAACUGUACAUAGCCUCGCUUAAACCAAACCCCCGGAAACCCAACCAGCCAUGUUCCGUGAAAUCCUACCGAUCCUGGCGUACAUGAGCGUGCUGUCCAGCACAUACUCCCUGCACAUGGCCCGCGAUGCCUACAUCAAGGCACCGCCUCCGCCUCCCGCCGCAGCCGCCCAGCUUCUCGAAGAGCUGGACGACAUGUCCGAGCUGCUGGCGGAGAACAGUAUUCCCGCUGGGCCGCCACCUCCCCCGGUAGUAGUCCUGCCGCACAUGAAACAGCCCUCGUUGUCAUCGUCCCAUCACCACCACCAACAGGUGCUGCAACAGGUGCCACCCCAAGGCGAAAGAACCCCGCACGGGGUUGUCGUAAUCAAUCAUCUAACCAGUAACGAACUGCCCGAACUCAGUCCGCCACCGGUGCGUCAUCCGGUCGGACCGCUGAUCCAACCCCGCGGCCUCCAGGAACUGUUCGGAGUCCAAACCAACUACGACCUGCGCAACUCCCAACAGCAACCGCUGCAGCAGCAGCAUAAUCCCAACGACAACAACCACAACAACAACAACAACAACGAUCUAGGCAGCGACGAAGAUCAGUCCCAACAACAGCAACAGCGGAAUCCCAACAACAACAAACGAUCAUCGCACAGUAAUAGCAAUGGGGUGGGAGGUGGAGGUGGCAGUUCCAUGGAGUCCACUGGCGGCGGCGGAGGGGGCCCAAUGGACAGCAGUAGUGGCGGUAGCAGCAGUAGCGGCAACAUGCCGGCGAUUCCGCACAACGUGGCCAGCCAGCUGAUGCUGCGCAGUGCCCGAGGCCAGCGGCAGUACGACGUCCCGCAGAUCGAAUGUCCGCCCGCGAUGGACGGAAUGGAACGAUUUGCCUGCCCAACGCCAGACAGACAGGGUCGGUAUCGAUGUAUAGACGACCACGUGCUCUGUGAUGGGUUUAUCGACUGCCCGGAGGGCGAGGACGAGGACCGGCAGGCGUGCAUGUUCUACAAAACGACGAAAGCACAUCUGGACGUGCUAGCCGACGCCCUUCUCAGAUGGGCGCGAGGACGUUAAGAAGCUGUAUAAAUAAAACGAUAAGAAACCAAAAUCAGAGGAAAUCAACACACGGACAAACACAUACAGACACACAAAAACCAGAACAACAACAAACAAAAGACGUCAUACUAUAGAAAGAGAAAGUAAUCUAUUUUUAAGGAUCACUGAACCGGAACCGAGGAGCUGUUCCAGAAUGGGAUGGUUAUGGUAAACAAUGGACGGAAGGCUGUAAAUAGGACAGAGACAAACUUACAACUACUUCUACAGAUUAAACAAAAGAAAACAAACAAAAAACCAAAGGUACAUAUAUAUUUGUUAAGGACAACACUCUUCAGGCAGGCAGCUGAUGCAGACUGUUAUGUGUGUAUGUAUAGAGAGGGAGUAGCAGACUCGGAAAGUGUAUAACAGGAAAACCCCGACCCGCGCAGCGAAAACGAAAAAAACCGGCCCCCAGUUGACAGAUAAACGAAAUAGGCGGGCCGAUCGCACGCAAAUAGAGGCACGUGUAAAAAACAAACAAACAAAACAAACUAUACCAAAAACUAACAAAUAGAAACCAAAAUAAAAAGCGGUGAAGGUGUAAAACACUGAGAAACACUGAACAACUGUAAGUACAUCAAGUAGAUAUGAAUGUGUGUGUAUCAAAGAGCAGAGCAAGAAAUUCAAAGCAACAGUACGUGUAGAUCCGUGAUUAUUUUUUUCUUUUUCGUUUCAAAUAACCAAUUAUCAUCAGUCACAAGGAUACCUACUCUGGAAGUAAAUAUGGAGAAGAAAAAAAAAGAAUGCUCGCCAGGCGACGAAACACGAAACGAUCAAAAACGAUAUUUUCCAUCCUGAAGAAAGCCAACCUACAAUACCCCCUACCAGGAUGAUCAGAACGAAAAUCAGACUUCAUUUUGCAAGAUUCUCCCUUCGGGAUUUCAUUUUUGAUUCCGUUUUCUCGGAAAAGCGCAAUCUCCAGUUAAUCGGUGCAACUUAACAGAAGGCAACUCAUGUAAAAAAAAACAAAACUCUACCAAUCUAUUAACAUCCAAGAUCGUAAUAAAGUUAAUGGAAUUAAGUCAAAGACAAAAAAAAAUCUUGCAGAAAACUAUUCUCAUGGACAAGGCAGCUAUAUUGUAUAGAUAAGUCACAAUUUUAACAAAGUAAAUGAAUACAACCUUAGUGAACUUUAACAAAAAACCAAAGGUCAUUCACAACUAAGAGAUAAGAACACUCACGCCAACACAAAUACAAACAUCAUAAAACACAAACACUCACACGCGCAAAACAGUGACACUUACAAAACAAUAACAACAACACAUUGUUAUAUCUCUAUCUUCAAAUAAAAACAAACAAAACAAUUCGUACUCAGAUACGACAAAAGCAGCGAAAAAGGUAUUUAAGGAAAAGAUAUCGUGCAACAUUCCAAUUAUACACACACACACACUUAAAGUCCACAACAGAAGCAUACUUAGGCAUAAGUACGAACGAAAGCCAGGGGUCUACCAGCCGAUAACCACACAAAAACAAACACACACACACACACAAACACACUUGCCAAAAUUAAAAAAAAAAACGAUGUGGGGCCCCUCGGCAGCGAGCUACCGUCAACAAGCUGUAAACAAUACAAAGAACAAAUGAAAAAAAAAAUGAAUAAGAAGUCCGCGAAGAUCUUAUUUUAGUCAAAAUUUUAGUUACUAAUUCAAGAGACAAAUUCUGUUCCAACGUGACAGGUCGUUUUUGUAAAUAGGUAAAUAAACAAGGAAAAUAUGAAAUGACUAUACACGCACUCUCAGCACGCACGCACUCGUGUAAAAAGAUUUUUAAGAACUGCACAUUGACACUCACACCAACAAAAAAAAAAGCACAACAAAAAAAAACAAAAUCAACUCACCUUCAAACUUGACAGCAAAACGAUAAGAAACGAGAAAUCUCUAUGUUUUUUUUCCCAGAACUCUUGAUCAAGUGUUUUUGCCCUUCCGUUCCUUUUUCAAAACAAAUUCGUGUCUUUCAAAUCAGAGCCUAUACUGAGCGGGACGACGACGGCGGCGGUCCCGGGCGUGUUGCAGGAAUAGUGACAAAAUAAUAUGUUAAAGUUGCGCUGGCGAAACAAAUCGUGAUACACUGUGUUAGGGAGGUAAAUCUGUGAGCGGAGAAAGAGCUGUUAUUGGACUCGUUGCGACGAGCCUUUGUUAAGAUCCGAUGGUAAUUAAGCAAAACAAAACAAACUGGAAUAUACUGUGACUGAAUAAACGAAGAAGUUAAUUGCAGUGGUUAAUGUUACUAGGAAUGCAAAACUAAAAAAAAAAAACAAAACAAACAAACACACGAAUGUUAGUUAAAGCGUCAAAAAUACUACUCAAACUAAACAAACAGAAAUCUGUGAGGUAAAGGCAAGUGAACAGAGUGGUUGGGGGGAGAUUAUUUUAAAUUGUUUUAGUUUGAUGUUUCCAUGCAGCAGAAACGAAUUAGUGGGCGAACGCAAAACAAAAUGGUGUCCAGUUGCAGCUAUAACCGAAACAAUGUGUAAACAAUCAAAUUGUAAAAAUAUUUUCUAAGGCCGUACACACUUGACAAACGGAUUGGUUGUGGAUAGGAGAGUUCAGUCUUGGUUAGUUUCUCCUUUCGAGAGUUGCAACUCACACUCACACAGAUUCGAAUCUCAAAGCAUACAAAGAAACACACACACACAAUUAAGGCAACAAGUCAAAACCAAAGAAAUUCAAUUUAAAAAAAAAAACAAGCAAACAAGUAACACGUGAAAAAUAUAAAUGUCUAUUUGCACAAUAUAACUUUAACUGAAGGAAGGAAUACAAAUUUUAACACACGAAACCAAACAAAUGUAAAGAUCAAACACCUCAGAAAACAAUCUCUCUUUAAUGCGAACAGUGUCAGUGUUAAUUUGUAUUUAGGGGCAAGCCGAUGAUCUCAACGUUCUCAAACUUUUUCGUCUAAGUAUUUACGUCAGAACAAAAAUCACUCAGAACAAAAACAAACAAAAUAAAAACCGAAAAAAAACACGAAGAAAGCAAAUAACAAACCACAUGUUGCAACAACAACUACAAACACAAGCAAACAGUGCAAGAUUUAUUUGAAUACCCACCUUUAGGUUAAUUUUUAUGCGCUUUUUAAAGUUAACAGGCGAAUAGCAAACCAAAACCCGAACCGCGACAAACAAACAAAAAAAAACUCGAGCAAACGACAACAAAUGCACGCCGUUGUUGUCACCGCGCAAUCCAAACGCGACAAAUGUGGCCGAAGCCGAACAGGAACGGAAAUGUAAACAAAACACACAACUUUC